Molecule: messenger RNA, 2163 nt
Organism: Colletotrichum paranaense
Lineage: Eukaryota; Fungi; Ascomycota; Sordariomycetes; Glomerellales; Glomerellaceae
Product: glycosyl transferase group 1
Exons: 5
Coding region: 1-2163 (720 amino acids)
Molecular function (GO): glycosyltransferase activity
Source: RefSeq, a predicted model, not a curated record
AUGGUGAACCCUAAGCAGCCGGGUCGCCAGUUCUCACUGGGAGCUUCCGCUCACCGCAGGAGACAGAUGAGCAACAUGCACGAGCAAGGCAAUCAUUUUGGUCCAGCUUUGACUACCCUCUACUGCGGUAUCUCUGCCGUUUUCGCCGACUCCCACACUGCUGUGGUUGCCCUUGCGAUCCAUGACACUGUCUACCUCUUGGACUUCACGGUCAAGCAUAUCAACCUUGACGAUAGCUCCCAGACCGGCAACGAUGCCAUUGCCGACUAUGUCAUCAAUACCCUUGAAGACUAUGAGCAUGCCAACUUCUCCAAGUUCAUUGGCGCUGGUCUGCCCAUGACCCUCAAGUACAUGAGCCAGACUCUGUGCUCCCGUCUUUGGCUCGAGCUCGACAUCGUCCCCGUUGUCUUGCGCCCUGACGAUGAGCACAAGGAGAAGAGCUUCUGGGACAUCAAGCGCGUUGACGAGCAGGCCGAUUCCAUGGCCCGCAAGUGCAUCAUGAAUUUUGGACCUUCCCUCGUUCCUCUUCUCCAGGUUGGCUGGAGAGGUGUGGUCCAGACCGACGCGGGCUUCCGUGUGCAGCUCAACACUAUCCAGAACCACAAGGAUACCUGCGGUGCUCCGACUUGGGAUGCCACCAUGUUCUUUGCCAAGCUGCUUCGCGAGAACAAGACCAAGAUUGCCUUCUUCAGCAGUACCCCUCAAGGUGGAGGAGUCGCGUUGAUGCGACAUGCUCUCGUUAGGUUUGCUCGAACUAUUGGUGUCGACCUGACCUGGUAUGUGCCCAAGCCAAGGCCUGGCGUCUUCAGGGUGACCAAGAAUAUCCACAACAUCCUCCAGGGCGUCAGCCACCCCGAUCAGCGCAUCUCGGCUGAGGAGAAGCAGUCCAUUAUCGACUGGAUCACGGAUAAUGCCAACCGUUACUGGCUUUCCGAAGGAGGCCCUCUGCGACCCCCCGAAGAGGGCGGAGCCGACGUUGUCAUGCUACGAUCAUGGACGGCUGCUAACAUUGUAUGCCCCAUCCAGAUUGAUGACCCGCAAAUGCCUGGCUUGAUUCCCCUAAUCAAGAAGAUUACACCGGAUCGUCCUGUCCUCUAUAGAUCCCACAUCCAGAUUCGCAGCGACCUCACUGGAAAGGCUGGCUCCCCUCAGGAGGACAUCUGGAACUUCCUGUGGAGCAACAUUCAGCAUGCCGACAUGUUCAUCAGCCAUCCCAUUCCCAUCUUCGUUCCGCACAACGUGCCUCGCGAGAAGGUGGUCUACCUCCCGGCCACCACUGAUUGGCUCGACGGUCUAAACAAGCCUCUUAACAAGUGGGAUACUGGCUACUAUGGCCACAUCUACAAUACUGCCUGCCGUAACCAGGGAAUGACUGAGCUGGAGUGGCCUGCGCGCAAGUACAUCAUCCAGGUGGCUCGAUUCGACCCGUCCAAGGGCAUCCCCACCGUGAUUGACUCCUAUGCCGAAUUCCGGCGUUUGUUGGAGGAGAAGGGCGAGACGGACAUCCCUCAGCUCGUUGUCUGUGGCAAUGGCUCAGUCGAUGACCCUGACGCGAGCAUGAUCUACGAUCAGACUAUGAAUCAGCUCGAGAAGCAUUAUCCUCACCUCGUCAAGGACUGCAGCAUCAUGCGUCUCGAGCCCAAUGACCAGCUCCUCAACACCGUCAUUGCCAACGCUCACGUUGUCCUUCAGCUCUCUACCCGCGAGGGUUUUGAGGUCAAGGUCUCGGAGGCGCUGCACGCUGGCCGUCCAGUCAUUGCGACUCUUGCUGGCGGUAUUCCGCUUCAGGUCAAGGAUAACGUCAACGGCUUCUUGGUCAAGCCCGGCGACUACAAGGCCGUUGCAGGUCAUCUGUUGAACCUCUUCACCGAUGCUGACCUGCAUAAGAAGAUGAGCCACGCCGCCGCCACUGGUGUGAGCGAUGAGGUCGGCACUGUCGGCAAUGCUCUGGGCUGGUUCUACCUUGCCGCCAAGUGGGCCGAAGUCGGUGUCAAGCCUGGUCUGCGCGGCAAUGAGCGCUGGGUCAAUGACAUGGCUCGCGAGGAGGCCGGCAAGCCUUACAGCGACAGCGAGAACCGUCUACCUCGUCACUUUACUGAGAAGAAGGAGAUUCCCGUCGUCUCUGGAAAGACUAAUGGCCAGAACGGUGACGAUGGCCACUAA